Molecule: messenger RNA, 1716 nt
Organism: Closterium sp. Naga37s-1
Lineage: Eukaryota; Viridiplantae; Streptophyta; Zygnematophyceae; Desmidiales; Closteriaceae
Source: the annotation of a GenBank genome assembly
AUGGAGCGAUGGUCCGCGGACGAGGCGCGCGCGCUGAUCGCGCUGCGGGAACGCGUGGAGCGCGAAACGAGUCGGUCGAUCAACGCCAAGGCCGGCAACGCCAGUGAUGAUGACGAGGAGGAUGGCGGGGCGGUGGAUUUUGGCGGGAAGCGCAUGUGGGAGUGGGUUUCGACCGAGAUGAAGAAGCAGGGGUAUCAGCGAUCCAUGGUGCAAUGCAAGGCCAAGUGGACCGUGCUCUUCAACCGAUACAAGCACCCCACCACCACCCUCCCCCAUUCAGAGCACGGAGCUAUCGAGCGGCAGGGCAAGGCGUGUCCGUUCUCAGACGAGCUCACAGCCAUCUUCAAGCUGCGCGCCGAGCAGGCCAGCAUGGAGCUAUCAGAGCGGCAGGGCAAGGCGUGUCCUUUCUUUGACGAGCUCACAGUCAUCUUCAAGAUCCGUGCAGAGCAGGCUAGCAUGGAGCUGUCAGAGAGGCAGGGCAAGGCGUGUCCGUUCUUUGACGAGCUAACCGUCAUCUUUAAAAUCCGCGCCGAGCAGGCCGUGAAGGCACCCCCUCCUCACGUUCCCCUCCCACCGUCCCCCUCUCCCCGUUCCCCUUCCCCCCAGAGCAUGGAGCUGUCGGAGAGGCAGGGCAAGGCGUGUCCGUUCUUUGACGAGCUGACCGUCAUCUUCAAGAUCCGCGCCGAGCAGGCUGCUCGAGUGGCCGCCCUGGGCCAUGGCGUUGUGGACACCAGACCUGCAGGCUCGGUAGGCGCCGGACCUGCAGGCUCGGCACGAGCUGCUGCAGGAGGGGGUUCGUUGUUUGGCUCGGAUGGCUUGUUUGGGAUGCAGGGGGAGGACGUGGAGGGGGAGGAAGGCGGGGAGGAGGAGGAAGAGGAGGAAGAAGAGGAGGAGGAGGGCGGGGAGGGGGAGGGAGACGAUGGGGAGGAGGAAUGGGAGGGAGAUGCAGCAGGCAAGAAGCGGAAGAGAGAAAGCAAGGGGGGAAAGGCGGGGGGAAGGGGAAGGCGUGGCAGUGCAGGGGCAAGCGCAGCAGGCAGAGGCGCAGGGAGGACGCGAGUGGACACGAGGGGGGAUGCUGAGAAGGAGGGCUUGCGGAGAAAGCUGGGCGAGGGGUGGCUAGGGAUGAAGGUAGAUAAGAAGCGGUUGGAUAAGAUGUGGGAGGUGCAGGGGGAGUUAUUGCAGCAGCAUGCAUUGCUGGAGGGGCAGUGGGGCGAUGAGGGCGAGCGGGUGGAGGAGAGGGGGAAGGAGAGAGGCGAGGCUUGGAUUGAGCGGUUGGAGCAGCAGGAGAAGCGACGACUGGCUGAAGAUGUGAAAUGGCGUGAGGUAGUGAUGGGGGGAAGGGGAGGGGUGGGGGUGGGUGUGAUGGUGUGGGAUUGGUUGAGAUCUUAUGGCAUGGUGGCGUGGGAUUGUGAUGGCAUGGUGGCACAUGCACAGGAGCAGCAGGAGAAGAGGCGACUGGCUGAAGAUGUCAAAUGGCGUGAGGUAGUGGUGGGGGUUGGGUGUGAGGCUGUGGGGAUGAAUCAGAUUGAGAGGUUGGAAGAGAAGCGACUGGCUGACGAUGUCUCCCUCUGCCAGGAGGAGUGGAGAGCACAGCAAGUGUCACCUGCUAGACAUCUAUGCCUCAACACACUCCCUUUUCUGUGCCUGUUCUUGUUGCUGGCGCUGGUGCUGGCAGGAGGAGGAGCGGAGAGCACAGAAGGCGGAGGUGGAGUGUGA